Molecule: messenger RNA, 396 nt
Organism: Abrus precatorius (Indian licorice)
Lineage: Eukaryota; Viridiplantae; Streptophyta; Magnoliopsida; Fabales; Fabaceae
Product: pterin-4-alpha-carbinolamine dehydratase 2, mitochondrial-like
Exons: 5
Coding region: 1-396 (131 amino acids)
Biological process (GO): tetrahydrobiopterin biosynthetic process
Cellular component (GO): mitochondrion
Molecular function (GO): 4-alpha-hydroxytetrahydrobiopterin dehydratase activity
Source: RefSeq, a predicted model, not a curated record
AUGGAUGGUUCUACCUUCUCGCCUUCAUGUCUGACAGAUAAGAAGUGUGUACCAUGCAAUCUAAAGGAAUUGAGACCCAUGACUGAGGGUGCAGCUCACACUCUAAUGCCACAGGUUGAUGAGUGGAAUUUGGUAAAUGAAGAUGGUGUCAUGAAGCUAAGGCGAUCAUGGACAGUAAAGACUUUUACCAAAGGAUUGGAAUUUUUCAGGAAAGUAGCUGUUCUUGCUGAAAAUGAAGGUCAUCAUCCUGAUCUACACCUUGCUGGCUGGAAUAAUGUUACCAUUGAGAUUUGGACUCAUGCUGUUGGGGGACUGACAGAAAAUGACUUCAUUCUUGCUGCUAAGAUUGAUAAGCUUGAUUUGCUUGAUCUACUUAGACGAAAGCCUUCAGACUGA